GGGAGUAUAAUUUACAUAAAACAACUAGUACCAACGUACGUGCAUAUAUUCAAUCUUGCGGUGCAACAGCUCGUGGAGAUUGGAUAUGUGGGCGCAAAAAAGUAAUGGUAAUGGCGAAAGGAGGGAAUCAAGAAACACAAACCCGGCGUUGUUGGCGGUGGCCAUACACAAGGACAAAAAGAACAGCCACCAUGCCCUCAAAUGGGCAAUUGAUAAUCUCUUGCAGAAAGGCCAAACCGUCGUUCUCCUACAUGUAAAAGCCAAACCCAACUCCAAUCCACCUCGGUCGAACCAAUUGCCUGAAAGCUGUGGUGAUUUACCGUAUGUAUGUAAAGAUCCCGAUCCUCAAACCAGGGAACUUUUCCUUCCCUUCCGUUGCUUCUGUACUCGUAAGGAUAUACAAUGCAAAGAUGUUGUUCUGGAGGAGAAUGACGUAGCUAAAGCGCUGAUUGAAUAUGCCACUCAUGCUGUGAUCGAGGUUUUGAUCAUCGGUGCCUCCACAAGAGCAAGUUUUCUUAGUCGAUUUAAAGCACCGGAUAUCACAGGAACCAUAUCGAAAAAUGCACCAGACUUUUGUAAUGUUUAUGUGAUAUCCAAAAACAAAAUUUCAUCCAUGCGAUCGGCUUCUCAUCCUGCUCCACCCGUCUCCCCAUUGCGUAGUCAAAUUCUUAACCAAUCGAAACCGACUCCUCCUCCUUCUCCUCCUCCCGAGCCGCAAAUCGUGCCGGCUGCAGCUAAUGCCUUCAGAGGUGAGAAGUGGCGAGCGGAACCGCUGCGUCAAUCUACCGAUUCCAAAGAUUGUAUCAGGUCACCUUUUGGCAGGAAAGGCAUAAACAAACUAUUUCCUGCACUCCCUAGUCCUACGCCGGAUUCAGAUAUAUCCUUCGUGAGCUCUGGUAGACCGAGCACCGUUGGUACCCUUCCCGAAUCAUUUGAUUACCAAGAUUCAAGCCGCACCAGCACUGGUCCAAGACUGUCCAACCUUUCAGAUUAUGAAAGUUAUCUUAGGUUUGAGUCGCUGCCGUGUGGAUCGAACUCAAUGGAUCUGAGCUCUCCACUUGAUUUCCCAUCAGCUUCGCCGGACAGACAUUCAAACUUCUCUGGAUCAACGGAUGAUGUGGAAGCUGAAAUGAGGAGGCUAAAACUGGAGCUCAAGCAAACAAUGGAAAUGUAUAGUACUGCCUGCAAAGAAGCACUCACAGCAAAACAAAAGGCAAAAGAACUCCAGCUUUGGAAAAUGGAAGAGGAACGGAGAUUGGAAGAGGCACGACUUGCCAAGGAAGCUGCAUUAGUAAUAGCAGAACAGGAGAAAGCUAAGUCGAGAGCGGCAUUGGAAGCGGCUGAAGCGGCUAGGAGAAUUGCGGAACUUGAAUCACAAAAAAGAGUGAACGCAGAAAUGAAAGUUGUCAAGGAACAAGCAGAAAAGAAGAAGGCACUUGACGCACUAGCAAGUACAGAUUUCAGGUACAGGAAGUACACAAUAGAGGAAGUCGAAGCUGCCACCGAGUUCUUCUCGGAGGCUCUCAAGAUAGGCGAAGGCGGUUAUGGUCCCGUGUUUAAAGGUCAUCUAGACCAUACUCUCGUUGCAAUUAAGGUUUUACGCCCGGACGCGGCUCAAGGAAGGUCUCAAUUUCAGAGAGAGGUAGAGGUUUUAAGCUGCAUACGACAUCCCAACAUGGUCCUCUUAUUGGGAGCGUGCCCGGAGUAUGGAUGCCUAGUGUACGAGUUCAUGGCCUACGGGAGCUUAGAGGACCGCCUCUUCAGGAGAGGAAACACUCCAACCCUCUCUUGGCAGCUCAGGUUCAGAAUUGCAGCAGAAAUCGGAACAGCCUUGCUGUUCCUCCACCAAACUAAACCCGAACCAAUCGUCCACCGUGACCUGAAACCAGCCAAUAUCUUAAUUGACCGCAACUUUGUGAGCAAGAUCAGUGAUGUUGGGUUGGCUAGGCUAGUACCUCCGUCCGUCGCCGACAGCGUAACACAGUAUUGGAUGACCGCCACUGCAGGAACUUUCUGCUACAUAGAUCCCGAAUACCAGCAAACAGGCAUGCUGGGAGUAAAGUCUGAUGUAUACUCCUUUGGGAUCAUGCUUCUACAAAUAAUAUCAGCAAAACCACCAAUGGGAUUGGCUCACCAUAUGCAAAGGGCUAUUGAGGAGGGGACCUUUGAUCAAAUGCUGGAUCCAACUAUCCAUGAUUGGCCGGUUCAAGAUGCCUUGAGCUUCGCAAAGAUUGCACUUAGCUGUGCAGAGCUAAGGAGGAAAGAUAGGCCCGAUCUCGGCAAAGUGGUGUUGCCGGAACUCAACCGAUUGAGAUUGCUUGUUGAAGAAGCUAUGCUCUCAACUAUGAAAGAUGGUAGUCCAGGAGACUCCCCUAGCUAUAGCCAAGCUUCCCUACGACUAGUAAGUUGA
Hibiscus syriacus is the source of this 2410-nucleotide messenger RNA. RefSeq names its product U-box domain-containing protein 35-like. Gene Ontology annotation, molecular function: ATP binding; protein kinase activity. The transcript has 9 exons. Gene Ontology annotation, biological process: protein phosphorylation. The record is from RefSeq and is a predicted model, not a curated record. Bases 86 to 2410 code for a protein of 774 amino acids. Lineage: Eukaryota; Viridiplantae; Streptophyta; Magnoliopsida; Malvales; Malvaceae.